UCCCGGCGCCCCGAUGCUCGCACCAUGUCGAGGCGCAAACAGGCGAAACCCCAGCACAUCAACUCGGAGGAGGACCAGGGCGAGCAGCCGCCGCAGCAGCCGACCCCAGAGCCUGCAGAUGCGGCCCCAGCGGCGCCGGCGGCGGGGGAGCGCGGUGCUCCAGUGAACCCAGGGAUCGAUGAAGCGACAGUAAAGCGUCUUCGUCGGGAGGAGACUCACGUCUGUGAGAAAUGCUGUGCUGAGCUCUUCAGCCUCUCUGAAUUCUUGGAACAUAAGAAAAAUUGCACUAAAACUCCACCUGUUCUCAUCAUGAAUGACAGCGAGGGGCCAGUGCCUUCAGAAGACUUCUCCAGAGCUGUACUGAGCCACCAGCCAUCCAGUCCAAGCAGGAAGGACAGUCACAGGGAGAGUUGUGGCAGCUCAGGGGACACGAAGGAGAAGCCGGGUACAGAGUCAGUUGUGUACUUGAAGACAGAGCCUGCCCUGCCCCCUACACCCCAGGACAUAAGCUAUUUACACAAAGGAAAAGUGGCCAACACUAACGUGACCCUGCAGGCGCUGCGGGGCACCAAGGUGGCGGUGAACCAGCGGAGUGUGGAUGCGCCACCCACACCAGUGCCGGGUGCCAACAGCAUCCCUUGGGUGCUGGAGCAGAUCCUGUGCCUGCAGCAGCAGCAGCUGCAGCAGAUCCAGCUCACCGAGCAGAUCCGAGUCCAGGUGAACAUGUGGGCAGCGCACGCCCUGCACUCGGGCGUGGCGGGGGCCGAUGCCCUGAAGAACUUGGGCAGCCACGUGUCCCAGCAGGUGUCCGCAGCAGUGGCCUUGCUCAGCCAGAAGGCCGGAAGCCAAGGUCUGUCUCUGGAUGCCUUGAAGCAAGCCAAGCUACCUCACACCAACAUCCCUUCCACGGCUGGCUCCCUGUCCCCGGGCCUGACACCUUUUGCCCUGAAGCCAGACGGGACACGGGUGCUCCCCAAUGUCAUGUCUCGCCUCCCGAGUGCUUUGCUACCUCAGACCCCCAGCUCUGUGCUCUUCCAGAGUCCUUUCUCCACUGUGGCGCUAGACCCAUCCAAGAAGGGGAAAGGAAAGCCAUCGAGCAUCUCCGCGGUGGAUGGCAAACCCAAAGAUGAGGCGGCUCUCUACAAGCACAAGUGUAAGUACUGUAGCAAGGUUUUUGGGACUGAUAGCUCCUUGCAGAUUCAUCUCCGCUCCCAUACUGGAGAGAGACCCUUCGUGUGUUCAGUCUGUGGUCACCGCUUCACCACCAAGGGCAAUCUGAAGGUGCACUUUCACCGGCACCCCCAGGUGAAGGCAAACCCCCAGCUGUUUGCCGAAUUCCAGGACAAAGUGGCGGCAGGCACUGGAGUCCCCUAUGCACUCUCUGUCCCUGUCCCUGUAGAUGAACCAAGCCUCUCUUUAGACAGCAAACCUGUCCUUGUAACAGGGACCCCUUCCAUAGGGCUACCUCAAAGUCUUUCUUCAGGAACUAACCCCAAGGACCUCACAGGGGGCUCCCUGCCCAAUGACCUGCAGCCCGGGCCUUCUCCAGAAAGUGCGGGUGGAGUCACAGUACUUGGGGUGGGGCCCAACCACAAUUCCCCGAGGGUUGGUGGCUUCCAGGGAAGUGGGACCCCCGAGCCUGGGUCUGAGACCCUGAAAUUGCAGCAGUUGGUGGAAAACAUUGACAAGACCCCCACUGAUCCCAAUGAGUGUGUCAUAUGCCACCGAGUUCUGAGCUGCCAGAGUUCCCUCAAGAUGCAUUACCGUACUCACACUGGUGAGAGGCCAUUCCAGUGCAAGGUCUGUGGCCGAGCUUUCUCUACCAAAGGCAACUUGAAGACGCACCUUGGGGUCCACCGAACCAACACGUCUGUAAAGACGCAGCAUUCGUGCCCCAUCUGCCAGAAGAAGUUUACCAAUGCCGUCAUGUUGCAGCAACACAUCCGGAUGCACAUGGGUGGCCAGAUUCCCAACACGCCUCUGCCGGAGAGUCCCUGUGACUUCGCAGGUCCCGAGCCCAUGGUGAUCAGUGAGAACGGCAAUGCAGUUGUGUCCUGCCACGGGGAUGUUGCUGAAAGCAUCGAUGUCGAUGAAGUGAGCUCCCAGGAUGCCCUCGGUGGCUCCUCGAAGGUCACCGCACCUCUUCCCAGCAGCCACCUGGCAUCACCCACUCUGGGGUUUGCCAUGAUGGCCUCUCUAGAUGUCCCGGGAAAAGCAGGUCCUGUCCCUUUGGGUCUGCAGCGCCAGAGCAGCCGGGAAAACGGCUCUGUGGAGAGCGACGGCCUGACCAACGACUCAUCCUCACUCCUGGGGGACCAGGAGUAUCAGAGCCGAAGCCCAGACAACAUGGAAGCAAUGUCCUUCCAGGCAGUGUCCCCCGCCAAUAGCCAAGCAGAAAGCAUCAAGUCCAGGUCCCCCGACGGGGGCAAGGCUGAGAGCUCCGAGAGCACCCGCAGUGAGAUGGAAGGUCGGACCAGUCUCCCAUCAACGUUUAUCCGAACACAGCCCACCUGUGUCAAAGUUGAAGUUCCUGGCACAUUUGUGGGACCCUCUACCAUGUCCCCAGGCAUGACGCCUUUGUUAUCAUCUCAGCCACGACGACAGGCCAAGCAACACGGCUGUACACGCUGUGGGAAGAACUUCUCGUCCGCCAGUGCCCUGCAGAUCCAUGAGCGGACGCACACCGGAGAGAAGCCUUUUGUGUGCAACGUAUGCGGGCGAGCUUUCACCACCAAAGGCAACCUGAAGGUCCAUUACAUGACACACGGGGCAAACAAUAACUCUGCUCGCCGGGGGAGGAAGCUAGCCAUAGAGAACACGAUGGCAUUGCUGAGCACCGAUGGAAAGAGGGUGUCAGACAUGUUUUCCAAGGAAAUCGUGGACCCUGUUGUGUGGAACCAGUAUGCCAGCGUGCUCAACGGCGGCCUGGCCAUGAAGACCAAUGAGAUCUCGGUCAUCCAGAGUGGCGGCCUCCCCCCACUCCCGGUCUCCCUGGGGACCAGCUCUGUGAACAACGCCACUGUGUCCAAGAUGGAUGGCUCCCAGUCAGGUGGCAGCGCUGAGGGGGAGAAGUCAGGUGUCACCGAUAGUGUGGCCAAACCCCAGUUCCCUCACUUCCAGGAAGAAAACAAGAUCGCAGUCAGCUAGGCUCAAGUGAGGGAGGAAGGAGGAGCAGCGGAGGAAUCUAGUCUCUGCUUUUUAAGAUUUUCCUCAAGUCCACCUCCUCCCGUUUACUUUCUUACGAUAUGCAAAUGAUGUUUACGGUUGUCACU
Molecule: messenger RNA, 3272 nt
Organism: Castor canadensis (American beaver)
Lineage: Eukaryota; Metazoa; Chordata; Mammalia; Rodentia; Castoridae
Gene: Sall4
Product: spalt like transcription factor 4
Biological process (GO): regulation of transcription by RNA polymerase II
Cellular component (GO): nucleus
Molecular function (GO): DNA-binding transcription factor activity, RNA polymerase II-specific; RNA polymerase II cis-regulatory region sequence-specific DNA binding
Source: RefSeq, a predicted model, not a curated record